CCCCCAGCUUAGGCAACUGCCUGGGGCAGACGGUGAGUACCCGGCGCAGCAACAGUCCGCGCGGACCCGUUACGAGCAGCCCGUCAAAAGCGCGAGGCUGGUUUCUGCCCGUGACGUCAGUAACAGCGAGCUAAGCAACCCAAGAACCAGAACCGAACAGAGAUGUUCUUAGCUGAUCCACCAUCCACUUGCCUUUCCUCUACAGUGCACUACAUGGUUUGUGAAGCUGGAUUUGAGAUGAAAGCAAGCUAUGCUGUCAGUAGCGUUAUAUGCAGCACUGGUGAAAUAGAUUGGGGAUUCAUCGCAAAACAAGUACAAUAUGGAGAGCAAGAUUCAACACUGGAUUAUAUCAAAAGUGUGAGAUCUCUAGGUCCCUUAUGUGAAUCUAUUCACUUACAUUUGAAAUCACUUACAGUGGAGCAAUUUGAAAACCAGUUUGUGAUGUGGCUUCAAUGGACAAACUGCUCAGAGAUAUUUCUUGAAAUGUUUGAUACUGUAAGAAGUCCAUGUGAUGCAGCAGUUGCACUCAGUUUAAUGAAGCUUACAUCAUGUUUGGAACGUGCCUUGGGUGAUGUAUUCUUAUUAAUUGGGAAAGAUUGUCCUUUUCUUCUAAGAGAUUUGCUUGCAUCUCAGGAACUUGUUUCUAUCUUUGGGCAACCAGUGAUGGAUAUUCUGAAGGUGUUUAUUGGCUCUCCAGAUGGUCUAAAUCUUCGUAAUAUUUUGUGGCAUGGAUUUGUAUCAGCUGAAGAAAUUCCUGUCAAAUAUUUCUCUAUGCUACUUUUUUUAACAGCUGGAUUGGGGCAACUGCUUAAUAAUUACUGCCUUCAGACUCAGUCUACUUUAGUUCAUCGGCCUUAUGUAUCUUUCACUAAUCUGAAAGAGCUACAUAUUUUUCCAGAUCUUAAUCACAAACUCUUGUCACUGGCUGGAGAAUUAGUAACAAAAUCCAAUAUUGUACUGAAGACCAUGUUACCUUUUUGGACUGCUGCAAUAACUUCAUUCCAGCAGGGAAGGUAUGCAGACUGUGUUAUUUUGCUACUUCCUCAGCUGGAAGGUGGGCUUAGAGUACUCUUCACAGCAGUUAAUAAAUGUCCAAGCAGACUAAUGACAGCUGAGUCAUCUUCUCUAUAUACCACUUUUGAUGAAAUACUAGCAAAACAGUUGAAUAAUGAAGAAAUGAAUCAGCUCCCCAUAGUCCUUGGUGAAUCAGCGAUGGAAUUUUUUUGGGAUUUUUUGAACCAUCAAGAAGGUCCACGUGUUAGAGACCAUCUGAGCCACGGAGAGAUCAUCUUAAGUCACUUCCCAAGAGAAAUAGCAAAUUCAAUGCUUUCAUUUUCUAUUACUCUCCUCUGCAGAUUUUCACAGGAUGACUUGGCUGCCAUUAAGGACCAUGAAUUCUUAAAACUGCUAAUGACCUGUGCAAAUAAUUAUUGUACCAAGUUUCAUCCAAUAACUCAGCUUAAGAAACAGAUACUGAACUGCAUAAAAAGUAUCACCUCAUGGCCAGAUUUUCCUGUAGUGUCUGAAGAGCAAGAUAAGGAAAUGACAGGGUCAGGAAAAGAUACUGCCCCUUGUAUUCUUCUGAUCAGUGAUAUUUCCUCUCAACUGCAACCCUACUUGUCUGUGAAUGUUACACUGUUAGGUGAUCCUGUGAACAAUCUGCUAACUGAGAAGUUGCUGACUGAACUUUGUAGCAAGCACAUUCAUACUCUUUUCUGUCCACGAUCUGUCCUGGAAAUCAUUGUGGUGCUUCGCCAAAUAAGCACGCAGUGCCAUCAUGUGUCAUGUCAAGUCAUUUCAGUUUGUGAAACCAGAUAUAAGCAGUGGAUAAACAAGUCACUGAGAUCACGCCAACGGCUUAACUUCCUGCGCAUGAGAAGAAGUAUUAAAUUUCUAUCUCCAGUUUUGCAACUAGUUUUAAUCCUGAUUACCCUGGAGCUAGUGAACAUUCAUACGAUUUGCAAAAAAACCACUUUUGAAUAUCAACAGUACUUAAAGUUUCUCAAAUUGAUUUUGCAGUAUAUUGAGAACUUGGCAACUUACACAAGUCCAGAAAAAAAUAAAUGGGAUGAAACCAUGGUGCUUACACACAAAUCACUGAUAAAAAUCAAAACUUUUGUAGGAAGAGAAUUGAUGCUUGUACAGCUAGCUGAAACAAAGAACAUAAUUAGUCCUCAUCAAAAUUCUGUAGGUUUAACUUAGACAUUUCUCAUUUUUCCCCAGUUUAUACAGAUCAAAGUUGGCAAAAACUACAUGCAUAUGUUCUCCAAUGCAGUGGGUGUAUAGAUGUGAGUAUGAGAGAGAUUUUCUGGGCAAAAAAAUAAAAUUUGUAGCAAAGCCACUAUUACCUUUUGAAUGCGAAUGAAUGAAUGAAUGAAUGAAUGAAUGAAUGAAUGAAUGAAUGA
Messenger RNA from Python bivittatus (Burmese python), 2405 nucleotides. RefSeq names its product ER membrane associated RNA degradation (gene ERMARD). NCBI's taxonomy places the organism in Eukaryota, Metazoa, Chordata, Lepidosauria, Squamata, Pythonidae. The record is from RefSeq and is a predicted model, not a curated record.